UAAUAUGCAAGCUCUCUACAAUUGCUUUAGUUUCAAAUUUUAUUGUCCUGGUUAAAAAUUAAUUUUAGAGCCAUCAUUAAGAUUUUUGUUGCCAAAGUGCUUUUCGGACCAGGAUUUAAGGUGACCCAGCUUUAUAAAAAUUUAAAAUUUUGUUAAUUCGAGGAAAUUUUUGUGGUUAUUUAUGAAAAGUGAUAAUUGAGGAAAUUGUCAUUCACUUCUCACAGUACACAGAAUCCAGAGCAUCAGAGGUGGAAAUAAGUAAGUAAUCACUGCCAUGAGGUUAAUGCCUCUGUAUGUCCAUGCCUUCAUUUAUGGGAGAAGAAGAGGGGACCUUCCCUUCUUGUUUCAAGAACCGGAGGCCUUCUUCUUCUAUUAGUGGUGUCUUCCUUUACAUUGCCUUCUUCUGUAAGUGGUGGGCUUCAUAUCCAUGUAGCCAUCUUCCAUUGCCUCCUGAAAAUAUCCUGUUUCCACCAUGCUCAAUCUUACUUGCUGUGGAAAGGGCAAGAGCACUACAGAUUUCUGUAACAACCCAGGAAUAAAGAGUUACCAUAGCUUGGGUGAACAGAGCCCGAGGAUUAGUUUUUAUUCAGAGAAUUCAAUGAGAGACGAUGAUUAUGCCUUUUGUUCCAGUAAAGAAAUGGUGGAUUCUUUCUCAAAUUGUUGUUCGAUGAGAGAGAAAGAAGAAUAUCGGGGGCAUUCGAGUUGUGUUGAAAAAGUAGGAGAGAAGGAAGGUAAGCAGGCAUGUUGCAUGGAGUGCUGUGAUGUACACGGAAUGAAGGAGAGGUUUGCAAAGCUUUUGUUAGGAGAAGACAUGUACGGAGGUUCUAGAGGUGUCAGCACUGCACUCGCUUUAUCCAACGCCAUCACUAAUCUUGCAGCUUCUGUUUUGGGGGAGCUCUGGAAAUUAGAGCCAUUAGCCGAGGAAAAUAAGAAAAAAUGGAGGAGAGAGAUGGAUUGGCUACUUUCCCCUGCUAAAUACAUGAUUGAGCUGGUUCCGGCUAAGCAAACCCAAGCCAAUGGCCACAUCAUAGAGAUAAUGGCUCCAAGAGUCCGGCCAGACGUUGACAUUAAUCUUCCUGCACUGAAAAAGCUUGAUAACAUGCUACUUGAAUCGUUAGAUAAAAUGGUGGGAACGGAGUUCUGGUACAUAGAAGGGGGAAACAUCGGGGUCAAGAGAGAGAGAGAGAAGGAUUCCAAACCUUUGAGGAAAUGGUGGCUUCCUCUUCCAAGAGUCCCUGUUACUGGCCUCUCAAUUGACGAAAGGAAGAGGUUGGUUAGUGAGAAAGAGAGAAUAACUCAAAUUUUCAAGGCUGCCAAAUCCAUUAACAAGACUGUUCUGCUUGAAAUGCCAAUUCCUCGGGCUUUCUGGGACUCCCUACCCAAGACAGGAAAAACAGUCCCUGAAGAUGCCCUUUACCAGGCAAUAGCCCUCAAAUCUCCCAUUGAAGAAGUUCUCAACUCACUCGACCUAAUGCCCGAACAUGCAGUUUUGGAGAUGGUAAAUCAAUUAGAGGCUGCUAUUUUUAUGUGGAAAAGAAGAUCGAAGAGCGAGGAGGCUGCUUAUUUGGUUGAAGAUGGAAAGAUCGACUCGAGAAGGAAUUCAUGGCCCCUAACAAAACAACCAGAAAAUGAAUUCCUCAAGAAAGAUGCAUGCUUUGGAAAGGCUGAAAGCUUUCUUAAGCAACUCCAAUUCAAAUUCCCACACUUGCCCCAAACCUUACUCGAUGUAACGAAGAUACAAUAUAACAGAGAUGUUGGGCAUUCCAUCCUAGAGGGGUAUUCCAGAGUUUUAGAAAGCUUGGCCUUCAAUAUUCUUUCAAGAAUUGACGAAGUUUUGCAAGAAGAUGACACCACUAAGUCUUUAUUGUCACCACCGUCAUCAUCCUCAUCAUCAUCGUCGUCAUCAUCAUCCUCGCCUAAAACCAUCUGAGUUCUUUCUGUCAUCGUCAUGCUCACCGACUCUGUGCUUCCUGUAUUGCAGGGCAAAUUGAAUGAACACCUCGCUAUUAAGUAUUGAGCUCUUGUAUUUGUCAUGCAUUAUCAAGCACAGAGUAAUUUCUGUGUGGAGAAAAACAAUGAUUGCUUUACAGUGAAAUCUAGAAAGAUCCAUUAUGUAGUUUCUUUGCUCAUGAUGGAAAACAAAAAGAAAAAUAAAAAAAGAUUGUAUACAAUGAGACCAUACAAUGUGAAAUUUGAUAGCUUGAGUGU
Amborella trichopoda is the source of this 2208-nucleotide messenger RNA. NCBI's taxonomy places the organism in Eukaryota, Viridiplantae, Streptophyta, Magnoliopsida, Amborellales, Amborellaceae. The record is from RefSeq and is a predicted model, not a curated record.